UUCUUUCCGAAGAUGCCUGUUAAUGUGCACUUAGAUUAGGAUUAGGUCCUGUCUGCUGAUAUUUAUAUCACAGCUUCUAAAUUCCAUUCCUGCCACAUUUAUGGGACAUACUUGAGUACGAAGUAAAUCAUCUCAUAAAUAAUGACCUACACCUCGGAGAUAUGUGCAGUUCUUUCCACUAGGGGGCAGGCUACACUUCACUUUCGAAUUUAGUCAUACGUGAAUAUUUGGGCUGCACCAAAGAAAUAGCUUUGCGUAAAUUUAUGGAGUCACCAGAGGAUGAUUUAUAAAAUUACUACGAACCGGAUCACUCAAGUCAAGUCUCACGGAGAUUUAGUGCACCUUGGUUGCUUGUAGUAGUGUAUUUGCUGGUGAUCGAAGAAAAACGGUACCGAUGAAAACACACCAGGAAAAAACAAGUAUUGUAUCUCUCCCGCAUUUUCGUCGCUAAAACCAUCCGUUCUUCUCGAAAUUCAUCCAUUCCAGCACAGCCCAACAAUCAGGAGGAGAUGCAGAGACGUGAAGCUGCUAAUAAAGUGGGAUCCGGCCCUGGUGAAGAGCCCCAGACCAGGGAACAGUUCUUACAGUAUUCCUGUCAACUUAAAAUGGACAUCAACACUGCACACAGGGCACUCCAUUUCGACGAGGGACACAGACAGGCUACCUCCGGCGGGACCCUGCAGGCAUACCCGGAUUGCCCAGAGAGAUUUGACUACUGGCACCAGGUUCUUUGCAAAGAGGGUUUGACGGGACGCCACUACUGGGAGGUCGGGUGGAAUGGAAGAGGAGUUAAUGUAGCAGUUGCAUAUAAAGGGAUGAGGAGGAAAGGAGAGAGCAAGCCAGUCUCUCUUGGAUUCAAUGACCAGUCCUGGAGUUUGCAGUGCACCCCUACCAAGUACUAUUUCUGGCACGAUUGGAAGAGCAUUGCAAUAUCAGGACCCAUCACUUUUAAAAUAGGGGUGUACCUGGAUCACGGUGCAGGAACUCUGUCAUUCUACAAUGUCUCUGACAAGAUGACCCUCCUGUACAGGGUCCAGACCAUCUUCACUGAGCCCCUCUAUCCCGCAUUCAAAUUAUCCAAACCUGGCUUAAUCAGAAUAUGAAUCACGAUACAAAGUUAUGAUAUGAAGUCAAACUGUGCCUUAAGCCAAAAUGAGAGAAGUACAUGCCAAUUAAGACAAAGAGAAAGGGACAAGGAGAUGCAGACAGGACCGUUUUGUUUAUUGUGGAGAACUCUACACUCGAGUAGAAACAGUAUUUGUAUGUAAAGGGUGGGUUGCAAUGGAACAUCCAUAUUAAUGUGUAAUUAAAGUGUAAAAAAGGACUAUAUUUAGCCAAAUGAAACUGUCAGUCAUUGUUUGGUUCUCUCAGGGCAGGCCCAAACCUUUUUGGGUGCCUAAAUAAAAUCAAUGACAAAGUAAAAAUAAAACUUACGCCCAUUUUGUCUUGGA
Molecule: messenger RNA, 1451 nt
Organism: Brienomyrus brachyistius
Lineage: Eukaryota; Metazoa; Chordata; Actinopteri; Osteoglossiformes; Mormyridae
Product: tripartite motif-containing protein 16-like protein
Exons: 4
Coding region: 510-1103 (197 amino acids)
Molecular function (GO): protein binding
Source: RefSeq, a predicted model, not a curated record